This is a messenger RNA of Gongylonema pulchrum, 204 nucleotides long. NCBI's taxonomy places the organism in Eukaryota, Metazoa, Nematoda, Chromadorea, Rhabditida, Gongylonematidae. The record is from the annotation of a GenBank genome assembly.
AUGGAUAUUUGGGUGAAUGGCAAAAAAGUGGACACUGCGGGGGAAUUUGUUGAAAAUGGAACAGAAACGCACUUCGAGAUUGGUAAGAAUGUGUGCUAUGUGAAAGCAACAAGUAGUGGGAAGAAGAAGAUCGGCUUCAUCUAUCAGCUCUUUAUCAACGAUAAGGAGGUGAUCACGACCGAUGAUUCAACUGCUUCCCUCUAG